Molecule: messenger RNA, 1294 nt
Organism: Patella vulgata (common limpet)
Lineage: Eukaryota; Metazoa; Mollusca; Gastropoda; Patellidae
Product: fatty acid-binding protein, adipocyte
Exons: 4
Coding region: 114-548 (144 amino acids)
Biological process (GO): fatty acid transport
Cellular component (GO): cytosol; nucleus
Molecular function (GO): fatty acid binding
Source: RefSeq, a predicted model, not a curated record
CUUCCAAAAGGUUUUACAGGGUUAAAAAGUAUGUUCUUCUGCUCGGAGGUUGAUAGCAUAAAAUAACGAACAUCAGAGUAAUUUAUUUUAAAGGAUAAUUCCAUAAAAUCAAAAUGGCUUUAGAAGAAAUUAAGACGAAAUUUGGUGGAAAAUGGAAGCUAGACCGAAGUGAAAACUUUGAAGAAUUUUUGAAGGAAAUGGGAGUGAACUUUGCAAUUCGUAAAAUGGCGGGGCUUUCUAAACCAGAACAGGAAGUACGCGUAGAAGAUGGUUCCGUGGUUAUUUGUAUAAAAGCCGGAUUCUGGAAUAAAGAGUCAAAAAUAAAAUUGGAAGAAGAGUAUGAAGAAGAUAGAGACGGUGUCAAAAUGAAGUGCUUUGCUAAAUAUGAGAAUGGUCAACUGAUCGUGGAUGGUAAACCUAUAGACAAAACAGAUUUCAAACCACAACACGUAGUCAGGGAAAUUAUUAAUGAUGAAAUGGUUAUGAGGAUCGUAGUAGGAGAUAACUACUUGACAUGUACAAGAGUUUUCAAGAGAUUACCUCAAUAGAACAAUAGUAAAUGUUACAGUUCUUGCAUAUUUUACGUUUUAAUGACAAUCGGUUUACUUUUAUCGAACCAACCUGAAGGGAAGGGUGUUGUUAGGCCUAUAUUAUCUUUUACCCUAGAUGCCGACGAGCAAUCAAAAUAAGCAAAAGCACCAAAACCUUCCAGAAUAAAAAGGGUAUAUUAUGGGAAAUGAACAGGUAGUCUUAUUUCCUGACUAAUUUUCUAAAUCGUUUCAAUUUUCACACGACAAGAAAUGGAGCUAUUGAUAAGUUGGUUGGUAUGGGUUGGGCUAUAUGUCGCUUCGGUCUUCCUUCAUUUAUAUUUACUUUCGUUAAUGUUACGUGAGGUUUUGUUACUUAUUCAUCUUUUUAUCAUAUUAAUAUUCUCUUAGAAUACAGUAUUCGAUUUUUGUUGAGUCUUUAGCUGUAACUGGACAAUAUCUACUUUCGUUAUUGUUACGUGAGGUUUUGUUACUUAUUCAUCUUUUUAUCAUAUUAAUAUUCUCUUAAAAUACAGUGUUCGAUUUUUGUUGAGUCUUUAGCUGUAACUGGACAAUAUCUGUUAUCGUUUAUCCCCAAAUGCACUGUAUAUUCUUAAACGACCAGAUGCCUUGCCGUGACUCACAGCUGAGAACCUUUAUAGGUUUUUUUUACAGGCGAAUGAUCAAAUUUAUUUUACAUUUUAACGUAGCCUCUAACUAUUCACAUGUAUACAUAUAAUGUAAAAUAAAAGGAACAUAAUAGUGCU